CAAAAAAAAUAAAAAAAAGCAAAUUAGAAUCCCUCCCCUCCCGCCAAACCAAACCUCCCCAAAGCCCUAGUCUGGUGGUCUCUUCUUCUGUAGCAUCUGCUCCUCCAGAAUCCGGAUAAUCCGUCGAUAAAGCCCUCGAACUCUCGACUUCACUUUCUACCAAGCUCCCCAUUGUCACUCAUUUCCUUUUUGAACAUUCACUUCGCACUCUCCGAGGAUGAGUUUUGCCGCUUAUAGAAUGAUGCACUGGCCUACCGGCAUCGAGAACUGUGAUUCAGGCUUCAUCACCCAUUCUCCCGCCGACUUCGUCCCCGGUGUCGCAUCUCACGCCGACGACCUUGACUCCGACUGGCAGCCCCGCCGAGAAAUUGGUCCAGUUCCCAAUCUCGUUGUCACCGCCGGCAAUGUCCUCGAGGUAUAUGUUGUUAGGGUCCAAGAAGAAGGUGGAAGGGAAUCAAAAAGCUCAGGAGAAGUCAGACGCGGUGGCAUUAUGGAUGGAGUCUCUGGGGCCUCACUCGAGCUUGUUUGCCACUACAGGUUGCAUGGUAAUGUUGAGUCCAUGGCAAUUUUAUCUAGUAGAGGAGGUGAUGGUUCCAAGAAGAGAGAUUCGAUCAUAUUAGUCUUUCAAGAAGCAAAAAUUUCAGUGCUAGAGUUUGAUGAUUCUACCCAUAGUCUCCGUACAAGCUCAAUGCAUUGCUUUGAGGGCCCUCAAUGGCUUCAUUUGAAAAGAGGUCGAGAAUCAUUUGCAAGAGGUCCAGUGGUAAAGGUUGAUCCUCAAGGCAGGUGUGGAGGAGUUCUUGUUUAUGGUUUGCAAAUGAUAAUACUUAAGGCUUCUCAGGCUGGUUCUGGUUUGGUUGUCGACGAUGAAGCUUUUGGUAACACAGGUGCAAUUUCUGCUCGAGUUGAAUCAUCAUACCUAAUUAACCUAAGGGAUUUGGAUGUGAAGCAUGUAAAGGAUUUUGUAUUUGUACAUGGUUAUAUUGAACCUGUGAUGGUGAUCCUUCAUGAGCAGGAACUUACUUGGGCCGGCCGUGUUUCUUGGAAGCAUCACACAUGUAUGAUUUCUGCGCUAAGUAUUAGCACAACCUUGAAGCAACAUCCUUUAAUAUGGUCUGCCAACAACCUCCCUCAUGAUGCUUACAAGCUACUUGCGGUGCCAUCACCAAUUGGUGGUGUACUUGUCGUUAGUGCAAAUAGUAUUCAUUAUCACAGUCAGUCAGCUUCAUGCAUGUUGGCUUUGAAUAAUUAUGCUGUUUCUGCUGAUAGCAGUCAAGACAUGCCUAGAUCAAAUUUCAAUGUGGAAUUGGACGCUGCCAACGCUACAUGGUUGGUAAAUGAUGUGGCCUUGCUGUCAACCAAGACUGGGGAGCUAUUAUUGCUGGCACUUGUCUAUGAUGGACGGGUUGUGCAGAGACUUGAUCUUUCAAAGUCUAAAGCUUCAGUACUUACAUCGGGCAUUGCGUCAAUUGGAAAUUCAUUAUUUUUUCUGGGCAGUCGAUUGGGAGAUAGUUUACUUGUGCAGUUUAGUUGUGGAGUGGGAUCCUCAGGAUUGGCAUCCAGUUUAAAGGACGAGGUUGGAGAUAUUGAAGUUGAUGCUCAUAUAGCCAAGCGAAUGCGUAGGUCAUCUUCCGAUGCUCUACAAGAUAUGGUUGGAGGAGAUGAGCUAUCAUUGUAUGGUUCAGCUCCAAAUAAUACGGAAUCUGCUCAGAAAAGUUUUUCUUUUGCUGUUAGAGAUUCAUUGAUCAAUAUUGGGCCUCUGAAGGAUUUCUCCUACGGUUUAAGAAUUAAUGCAGAUCCUAAUGCAACUGGAAUUGCCAAACAAAGCAAUUAUGAACUUGUUUGUUGUUCGGGUCAUGGUAAAAAUGGGGCAUUAUGCAUUCUUCGCCAGUCAAUUCGCCCCGAAAUGAUUACUGAGGUUGAGCUGCCAGGUUGUAAAGGCAUUUGGACUGUGUACCACAAAAAUACUCGUGGUAGUGGUGCUGAUUCUUCUAGAAUGGUUCCAGAUGAUGAUGAAUAUCAUGCAUAUUUGAUCAUAAGCCUUGAGGCUCGUACAAUGGUGCUUGAAACUGGAGAUCUCCUGACUGAAGUCACUGAGAGUGUUGACUACUUUGUACAAGGGAGAACAGUUGCUGCAGGCAACUUGUUUGGAAGGCGUCGAGUUAUCCAGGUCUAUGAAAGUGGUGCACGGAUUUUGGAUGGGUCUUUUAUGACUCAAGAUUUGAACUUGGUAGUCACUAGCAAUGAAUCUGGAAAUGGUUCUGAAGGUUGUUGUACUGUGUUAUCUGCAUCUAUUAGUGAUCCAUAUGUCUUGCUGACUAUGACGGAUGGGAGUAUUCGAUUACUUGUUGGAGAUCCAUCUUCUUGCUCAGUUUCUGUAUCUGCACCAGCUGCCUUUGGUAGUUCAAGAAAAUGUGUAUCUUGUUGUACUCUUUAUCACGAUAAGGGCAUUGAGCCAUGGCUUCGGAAGACAAGUACAGAUGCAUGGCUUUCUACCGGAAUUGGUGAGACAAUUGAUGGUACCGAUGGCUCAGUCCAAGAUCAGGGGGACAUAUAUUGUGUUGCUUGUUAUGAUAGUGGAGACCUUGAAAUAUUUGACGUACCUAAUUUCAUUAGCGUUUUCUAUGUGGAUAAAUUUGUUUCUGGAAAAUCACAUUUAGUUGAUUUUCAAGUGUCAGACAUGCAGAAAAAUUCUGAGAAGGUUGAUCAAAAUUCUCAGGAAUUGAUUAGCCAUGGUAGGAACGAAAGUUCACAAAAUAUGAAGGUUGUUGAGGUAGCCAUGCAGAGGUGGUCAGGGCAGCAUAGCCGCCCAUUUCUUUUUGGAAUAUUGACAGAUGGGACAAUCCUUUGUUACCAUGCUUAUUUAUUUGAAAGUACAGACAGUGCCUCUAAAAUUGAUGAUUCGGUUUCCAUGGAAAAUUCUGUUAGCUCAAGCAAUAUGAGUUCUUCUAGGUUAAGAAAUUUGAGAUUUGUUCGUGUCCCCUUGGACAUACAAGGAAGGGAUGAUAUGCCAAAUGGAACCUUGUCUCGUAGAUUAUCUAUUUUCAAGAAUAUUUCUGGUUAUCAGGGGCUAUUUCUCUGUGGGUCAAGACCUGCUUGGUUUAUGGUGUUUAGAGAACGGCUUCGAGUUCACCCUCAGCUAUGUGAUGGACCCAUUGUUGCCUUUACAGUGCUACAUAAUGUAAACUGUAACCAUGGACUUAUAUAUGUCACAUCACAGGGUGUUUUGAAGAUUUGUCAACUUCCAUCUACAUCGAAUUACGAUAAUUACUGGCCGGUACAGAAAGUUCCACUGAAAGGAACUCCACACCAGGUCACCUACUUCCAUGAAAAGAAUCUGUACCCGGUUAUAAUUUCAGCGCCUGUUCAGAAGCCAUUGAAUCAAGUGCUAUCAUCAAUGGUUGAUCAAGAUGUUGGUCACGUUGAGAAUCAUAACUUGAGUGCUGAUGAGCUGCAGCAAACUUACUCUGUGGAAGAGUUUGAGAUUCGGAUUUUGGAACCAGAAAAAUCUGGUGGCCCUUGGCAAACUAGGGCUACAAUUGCUAUGCACAGUUCUGAAAAUGCCCUUACCAUUCGUGUUGUUACACUGUUGAACACAACCACAAAAGAGAAUGAAACGCUUUUAGCAGUUGGAACUGCAUAUGUGCAAGGGGAGGAUGUUGCUGCAAGAGGAAGAGUGCUUUUAUUUUCUGUUGGAAAAGAUGCUGAUAAUUCACAGACCUUGGUUUCAGAGGUUUAUUCAAAAGAAUUGAAGGGUGCUAUAUCUGCUUUAGCCUCUCUGCAAGGUCAUCUAUUGAUAGCUUCUGGUCCGAAAAUAAUCUUACACAAGUGGACUGGUGCAGAGUUGAAUGGCAUUGCAUUUUAUGACGUUCCACCCUUAUAUGUUGUGAGCUUGAACAUUGUCAAGAAUUUCAUACUUCUUGGUGAUAUACACAAGAGCAUUUACUUUCUGAGUUGGAAAGAACAGGGGGCUCAACUUAGCUUGUUGGCCAAGGAUUUUGGUUCUCUAGACUGCUAUGCAACAGAAUUUCUGAUUGAUGGAAGCACUCUUAGUCUUACUGUUUCUGAUGAUCAGAAGAAUAUUCAGAUAUUUUAUUAUGCACCAAAGUCGACUGAAAGUUGGAAAGGGCAGAAGCUUCUAUCAAGAGCAGAAUUUCAUGUGGGUGCUCAUGUGACGAAGUUUCUACGGCUUCAGAUGUUGUCUACCACUUCAGACAAAGCAAGCAGUACAGUUUCUGACAAGACCAAUCGCUUCGCUUUGUUAUUUGGCACCCUUGAUGGAAGUAUUGGUUGUAUUGCACCUCUUGAUGAACUCACGUUUCGUAGACUGCAGUCAUUACAAAAGAAGCUUGGUGAUGCCGUACCACAUGUUGGUGGUCUAAAUCCGAGGUCUUUUCGCCAGUUCCAAUCAAAUGGAAAAGUUCAUCGACGUGGGCCAGACAGCAUUGUUGAUUGUGAAUUACUAUGCCACUAUGAGAUGCUACCACUGGAGGAGCAGCUUGAUAUUGCUCACCAAAUCGGGACAACUCGUUCGCAGAUUCUCUCAAACUUAAAUGACCUCUCACUGGGAACAAGUUUCUUAUAAUUGUACAAGACAGAUUGUAUAGCCGUGUAUUACAAUCAAGUUGCAUAUUCAUUGUAAGAGUAGUUCAAACAAAUCAUGUACUGCCCCAUUCUCAGCUCCUUAGAUUGACGUUUUGUUUGUUACCAACUUAAAUUAAGUUAGAAUGAAAAAGGAGAGAGAGAGAGAGAACUGUUGUAUCUACCCGUCUUGUGGGUUCCGAAUGCUGUAUUUAAUGCACAGUAGAGCUCAAUUUUCCAGUCAUAUAUGUACCAAUAACAUGCUAGUUUUUUCUUA
Messenger RNA from Benincasa hispida (wax gourd), 4855 nucleotides. RefSeq names its product cleavage and polyadenylation specificity factor 160 (gene CPSF160). Gene Ontology annotation, cellular component: nucleus. NCBI's taxonomy places the organism in Eukaryota, Viridiplantae, Streptophyta, Magnoliopsida, Cucurbitales, Cucurbitaceae. The record is from RefSeq and is a predicted model, not a curated record. Gene Ontology annotation, molecular function: protein binding; nucleic acid binding.